UUGCCUCACAUAGCUCCAGGCGGCUCUGUCUGUGCUCACACUGGACCCUGCUGAUUGGACGAGUGUGGAGAGCUCAUACCUGCCAGGUGGAGGUGAAUGCUGCAUAAUUUUCUGAGUUAAAUGGGAGUGGUGGGAACUCCUCCUACUUCCCCUGUCUACUCAAAAGCACCGGUGGCAGCAGCUGAGGAGCUAAAAAGAGAAGGAAAUACACAAGUAGCGGCCUACUGAACACACAUCAGGGAGAAAAACAGCUGUGAUAGUCACAGAGUUACGACGUGUGUUUCUGGCAAGCUGACAAGACAAAUUGAUUGCUCAGACGUGCAGCAAAGAUGGCCUCCGCCGCUCCGUUCAGCCGCAGACAGUGGGCGUCCCAGUCACUGAGGGUCACCGCCAAGGAGAUGUCCAUCGUCUCUGCGCGGGGUAAAAACAACGCAAUCGCAGAACGCUUUUCCAAGUACCAGAUGGCAGCAGAAGAGGGAAAUGCAGAGAAGAAGAAAGCGGUUGUAGAACCUCUUCCCUCCACACUGCGCAGCGGGAAUCUGAGUGUUUUAAAGAAACGCUGGGAACAACAACAGCAGCAGCAGCCGUCCAGCCACAGAGCCCAACGUCAAGCCUGCAGCCCUGCCGACGCUCAGAUCCACAUCAGUCAACCCACAGGCCCCAAUCCUAGACCCACAUCACAGAUUGAGAACCAGCCAGACACCCUGAAAACCACCACACUCUCACUGGACCAGCAUACUGAGCCGGAGACGCAGGUUCACUCCGAGACCAGCUCCAACCAGCUGCAGUCAGCUCAACCCCAGGAUCUGAGUGACAUGGAGGAGAAGCCCAGCAAAGAUUCAGAGGGGCAGGAGGGAGCAGCAGCAGCUGAAGUACCGGACUCUGAGAGGCCGAGUGUUCCCCUCAACAGCCUCAAGAUGAUGUUUGAGAAGAGAGAGAACCUGACCGACGAGGUAUCCAGAGAGCAAACGAGUAGAGGAAACAACGGUAAUACUGCCAACAUGGACCAGCUACUUGGAGAUGGAAGUCUUGCAGAGUCGACUCCUCUCCGGGACAGGAUGGCCCUCUACCAAGCUGCCAUCUCCAAACAGGAAGUAACUCCCACCUCAGUCAGUAGUGAUCAGCUGGACAGUUUCUGCGGGAAGCAGAAGGAGAACGUUCCUCCGUGCACUCUGGACCUGAGUCCAGAGUCUGAACCAAACAGCAGGAAGGGUUUCACCUCGGAGAGCAACGGCUCCGCUUCUGGCACUCCUACAUCCUCCAAUCAGAGAGACUCCUCUCAGCCCAAGACUCCUAAAAACUUCCGCCUGCCUGUGAGGGAGACCUGUGUGUCGUGUCUAAAGACGGUUUAUCCUCUAGAGAGGCUGGUGGCCAAUCAGCACGUUUACCACAGCUCCUGCUUCCGCUGCUCACACUGCAACACCAAACUCAGUUUGGUGAACUACGCCUCCCUGCACAACAACGUCUACUGCAAGCCGCACUUCUGCCAGCUGUUCAAGGCCAAGGGCAACUACGACGAGGGCUUCGGCCACCGGCCCCACAAACAGCUGUGGGAUAGCAAAGGGGAGAGCGGCGAGACCUCCCCACAGUCCAACACUCCGACCAAGCCAAAGAUCCAGAGCCCGGCCCCGGCCUCAGACCUGGACAGCCCCAGUGUGGAGGACUCCCCGCUGGCUAAAGUCAACGUGCUGAUGGCCACUAUGGAGGCUCUGGGACAGGGAUCACCAGAGAAGUCUGACAGACCCACUGAGACCCGCAGGCUGAAAAUCUCCUGGCCACCACGAACGGAGCUGGAGGACUCGAGCGGCCGCAGUGGCGCCGCCACAACGACCGCAGACGAGGGGUCCGCCAGUAAGCCCAUCCGAGCCAAGUGGCCCCCAGAGGAGGACUCCCUCUCCUCACCCCCAGAACAGGCCAGAGAGGCGCCCUGCCUGCGCCGCACCUCCUCCCUGAAGGAGCGCAGCAUGCCCUUCACACUGGCAGGACAAGCUCCUGCUCCUGAGGCCAGACAACCGAGUCCUCCUCCUGUGGACGACAGGCAGCCCAGUCCUGAACCAUCCAGCAUGGAGCUGCAGCACUGCGGCCAGUCGACAGACAGCCAGACACCCACCGAGGACAGCUGUGUGGACGUCCACACCAGCUCCGGAGAGGAGGAGCAGGAGGGGGAGAUGAAGACUGAAUACUUGGCGGACUAUCGUCUCGCCAAAGAGAAAGACGACACUCCGGAUGAUCAACCUGAAGAGGAGGAGGAGGAGAAGAUGGAGGAGGAGGAGGAGGAGGAAGAUGGAGAUGUGUCAGAGGAAGAGAUGGCGCCUCUGAAACGGGAGGAGACGCCGACAGACAUCUCAUCUCCGGAAGGUGAGGUGGAAGCCAGCCAGUCGUCUCAGGAUGUGGGCUUCUGGGACAGCGAGGAGGUGGAGGAUAAGGAGGAGGCAGAGCAGCAGCAGCAGGAGGAGGAUGAGGAGGUGCUGACGGUGGAGGAAAUGAUCAAACGGAACCGACACUACGAGGACGAAGAGGAGGAAGAGGAUGCAUGAACUGAUCGAUCAACAACAUAACCAUGGACACUUGGUGGACUUCAUGCCAUUCCUUUUUUUUUUUUUUAGAGGUUUUCUUCUCUUCUUAAAAGAGUUGCUGCAGUGUCUAGUGUGAACUCUACUGAACUCUUUAUUUGUGCCUCUUUCGAACACUUUCUGAAACCUUUAAAGCCAUUCCUACAAGAUAGUUUUUACAAGGCUAUUGUCCCUCUGACACAAAUUGUUUUUAAAUGUACAAUAUUUAAAAUUACGCCCCAUGUAAUGUUUUUUAGCACUGAGAUGUCCAAAGGUAUGAUGAUGACAUGUAGAGAAUUAUUUUCUGUAAUUUUUCUAUUUUCAUUGAAAGCCUCCUAAUCUGGAUUGAAACUUAUGCUAUAAGUACCAAUAGCAUGAUCCUAUUACUAUACCAAGAAGUGGGAUUAUUACAGCUUCUUAAUGGAGUCCUUUUUUUAAUAGGAAAGCUAAAAGAAGACGUGCCACUCUGUUUUAGAAAAAGCCCAGGCCAGCACUAGGAUCAGUUUAAAAUAAUGGAUUUGGAUAUGUUUUGACUUUCUGUGGAAAAUACAUCUGUCACUUUACUUUCUUUUCAGUUGCCCUUCUGUAUGUACAUGUUAGACUUAAAAAAA
Sander lucioperca (pikeperch) is the source of this 3163-nucleotide messenger RNA. RefSeq names its product LIM domain and actin binding 1a (gene lima1a). Gene Ontology annotation, biological process: actin filament bundle assembly. The coding region runs from base 330 to 2537 and encodes 735 amino acids. Gene Ontology annotation, molecular function: actin filament binding. The transcript is spliced from 11 exons. The record is from RefSeq and is a predicted model, not a curated record. Lineage: Eukaryota; Metazoa; Chordata; Actinopteri; Perciformes; Percidae. Gene Ontology annotation, cellular component: actin cytoskeleton; plasma membrane.